AUGACUGUGUAUGUGCCACAGGUGGGCCUAGACGAAGAAGAGAAGAAGAGUUUUUGGGAGAUUUUGGACAAGGUGGUUAGAGGCGUGCCUAGUUCGGAGAAUAUUUUCAUAGGUGGGGAUUUCAAUGGGCACAUCAGGUCUUCGUCAUUAGGGUAUGAUGAUGUGCAUGGGGGCUUUGAGUUUGGGGUUAGGAAUGAUAAGGGAAUGGCUCUUUUGGAUUUUGCGAGGGCCUUUGGGUUGGUGGUAAUGAAUUCUAAUUUUUUGAAGAAGGAAGAGGACUUAGUUACCUUCCGCAGUAGGAUAGUCAAGACUCAGAUUGGCUUUUUGCUGCGUAGGAAGAGGGAUAGAACAUUAUGUAAGGAUUGUAAGGUAAUCUCGAGUAAGAAUUUUGUGACCCAGCAUAGAAUCCUAGUGAUGGACUUGGUUAUCAAGAAGGACAAGUUGAGGCAGGGUGGGAAAGGUUGA
Capsicum annuum is the source of this 465-nucleotide messenger RNA. RefSeq lists its product as uncharacterized. Gene Ontology annotation, biological process: chromatin remodeling. NCBI's taxonomy places the organism in Eukaryota, Viridiplantae, Streptophyta, Magnoliopsida, Solanales, Solanaceae. The transcript is spliced from 2 exons. Gene Ontology annotation, cellular component: nucleus. The record is from RefSeq and is a predicted model, not a curated record. Bases 1 to 465 code for a protein of 154 amino acids.